This is a messenger RNA of Funneliformis mosseae, 1527 nucleotides long. NCBI's taxonomy places the organism in Eukaryota, Fungi, Glomeromycota, Glomeromycetes, Glomerales, Glomeraceae. The record is from the annotation of a GenBank genome assembly.
AUGUUCUGUGCCAUUUCUGGAGAACCACCACAGGAUCCUGUAGUUUCAAAAAAAUCCGGACAGGUUUAUGAAAAAAGGUUGAUCAUAAAAUAUAUUGCCGACUAUGGUAAAGAUCCGAUCACCGGAGAAGAUAUAGAAGAGGGUGACUUGUUAGAAAUAAAAGCGAGUCCAAAGACCGUAAAGCCAAGACCUGCUACCUUGACAUCAAUUCCAUCUUUACUGUCAGUCUUUCAGAAUGAAUGGGACAGUCUGAUGUUGGAAACUUUUACCCUUAAACAACAAUAUCAACAAGUUCGACAGGAAUUAAGUCAUGCCUUAUAUCAACAUGAUGCUGCCUGCCGGGUUAUCGCCAGACUUAUAAAAGAACGAGAUGCGGCUAGAGAAGCUUUGGCCAAUGUACAAGCGCACAUCGCUACAAAACCACUUCCAGAAUCCCUUGCGACGGAAAGUCAACCAAUGGAAAUUGAAGAACAAGAUAAGGGCAUCAACGAAGUCGUUAUUAAUAAAUUAAAUGAAACUAGCGCCGUUUUAUCGAAAAAUCGUAAGAAAAGAAAACCGCCGCCGGAACUUACUUCAGUCGAUGCAAUUAAAUCUUUUACACAAACAUCAUCAAUUGGUUCUUUACAUUCUUCAACCAAGCCUGGAAUAACUUGUAUGGACGUUGAUUCAACGGAACAACUAAUUCUUACAGGUGGUAACGACAAAAAGGGAUUCAUAUUAAAUGAACAGGAUGGUAAAGUGACCGGUCAGCUAAAGGGACACACAAAAAAGAUCACAGAUGCAUUAUGGCUUGGAAAACCUAAUGAGGAAGGUUAUGACACCGCAUUCACCGCGAGUGCUGAUAAGACCAUCAGAAUAUGGCAAAAGUCUAGUAAAGAUUACAAAACCUCGGCAAUUCUGUCGACACAUACCGCUGAAGUUACUGGCAUCGCGGUACAUGCGACCAAAGAUUAUUUGGUAUCCGUUUCAGAUGAUUCGACAUGGGCUUUCCAUGACAUUAAUACCGCUCAAACUUUGUCCAAGAUCGAACCAAAUGAAGUGACAAAUGGUUACUCGACCGUUGAGAUUCAUCCUGACGGUCUGAUCUUGGGAACAGGAACGAAUGAUUCAAUAGUACGCAUUUGGGACAUUAAAGUGCAGAAGAAUGUCACAUCGUUUACCGGUCAUACUGGACGUAUUACUUCGAUUUCUUUCUCAGAAAAUGGUUAUUAUUUAGCAACAGCAUCUGAGGAUAACGCAGUCAAAUUAUGGGAUUUGAGAAAGUUAUUAAAUUUCCAUACUAUACAACUUGAUGAGGGAGCAAAAAUCAAUAAAGUUUGCUGGGAUUAUAGUGGUCAAUAUUUGGCCGUUGGUGGAACUGAUGUUAGGAUUUAUCAAGCAAAAUCAUGGAAUCAAUUGGCAAAUUUUACAGAUAAUACUGCCGAAGUUACAGACAUGAAAUUCGGUGAAUUGGCAAAGAUUUUGUAUGUAGGUGGUCUAGACCGUACUUUAAGAUUCUAUGGUGUGAAUUCUGAGGAAGAUGAAUAA